Messenger RNA from Dunckerocampus dactyliophorus (ringed pipefish), 2982 nucleotides. Its product is annotated as PWWP domain-containing DNA repair factor 3A-like. The transcript has 14 exons. The record is from RefSeq and is a predicted model, not a curated record. NCBI's taxonomy places the organism in Eukaryota, Metazoa, Chordata, Actinopteri, Syngnathiformes, Syngnathidae. Bases 351 to 1955 code for a protein of 534 amino acids.
AUUUUGCAUGAUAGCAGUUACUGCGUGUUUUACCACCUGUGUAUAUAUAUAUUUAUAUAUAUAUAUAUAUGUUUGUGUGUAGUGAGGCUGUUGGCUGUUGCUGGCGCGUUUACGUCGCCAGUGUUUGUAAUAGAGUCUGUUAGCGUCACAGUUGUCUAAAUGUUAAUGUGACGUACAUGUUUGUUUGCUAUUGAAAAUACACUUCACUACCACAUCUAUGGACGAAAUGGUUGGGUCAGUACAUAAUAAAUGCACGGUUGUUCCCCUACAGUUUGGUAAAAGAACUUAGCCACGCAGUAGAUGUGGAUGUCAGUUGACCUCUGCAAGCCUCAAGUCCGUGAUUCACAGCAAUGAAAGGUAAACCGAGGCAAACCAGAAAAAAGCAGCCUAAAAAGACAUCAAGACAGACAAGGAACUCCGGAACUAUAAAUCCAAGUGAUUUUCACACUGAUGACAUCUCCACAGUGUGUACUUUGCCUUGCACCCCGCCAAGACGCAGGGGGCGACCAAGAAAAAUACAAGAGGCCUUCCUCACAGCUACGCCUUUGCACAGUUUAUCCAGGGUUCAGCCACCCAACAUUAGCUCGGAAGCAAAGGACGUCAAGGGCAUGAUCCCAGCGGUAGGGUCACCUUGCUAUACUUUGAACUCUCACAGCAGGAAGACAAUUGCAGAGGCUGACCAGCCCAGACAACUUCAGAAAAGACUAAUCACAAACACACAAACCACUUGUCCUGCAACCAAACGGCGGUGUUACAGAAAACAGAAAAAAGAUACAAUGAAUUUACAAAUGGAUGACACCGCUACUCAGUUGCCUGAACCCUCAAGUCCAAGAUUUGAGCUAAAGCAAGACAAGUCUUUGCUGUCAUCCGAUCUGUCCAUUGAGCUGAGCGAUCACAAGGAGCAACUGCCGCAACUUUCCUUCCAGGAGGAAACCGGUGAUGAAGAGGAGCUGCCGAGCUUCUUGAUGCAGACGCAAAAAAAGCCACCGUCUAUCAAAGAGGGAGCGUUUGUGUGGUGCAAGUACAGACAUUUUCCUACAUGGCCCGCACUGGUGAAACGAGUAAACCACAAGACGAAAAAAGCCACCAUACUCUACGUAGAUGAGUUGUCGAUUAAAAAAAAGAAGGGGUUUACUGUAAGCCUGAAAUCUCUGAAGCCUUUUGACUGUGAAGGAGCUAAUGAGAAUGUGACUAAAUACCAAGAGAAGAAUGUGGCUGCGCUUGAGUGGUCCCUGGAGCUAAUAACAGACUACAUAAUACGCAUUGCUUGUGGUUCAUUUUCUGGCUCCUUCCUCGAGUACUGUGCACAUGACAUGAGCUACCCGGUGAGGAGGAAGUACCCGCAAACCACAUCCAUCAGCAGCGAUCCGAUGACAAACGGCCUGUGGGGGGAUCAGCGCGAAGAUGACGUUAAUGGUGUUAGUAUUCAGGAAGAAGAGGAGGCCAGCAAGUGUGCCAAGAGGCUACUGCCUGACCGCACCCAUGCUGCACACAACCGUGCAAAUGAGAAGCUUGUACACUUCAUCGUGAAGCAGCGCAUGGUUGAAGAUCGGCUGCUGGCUGUGAUUCGAGGGCAGGCGCAGUCGAGGUGGCUCCGCCACUUUCAGACCUCUGAUCGACGACGUGUGGGGAACAUUUACCUUGAAGAUGAACAGCAGUUAGACCAGGUCUACAGUUACCUGAACGAGCUGUACGGCACGGCUGUGGCUACGGUACCGUACCAAGAUGAGGUCGAAUUCAUGGAGCGUGUCCCCUUUGUCCUGGAUGUGCUUCUUCCUGAAGCCAUCACAUAUGCAAUCGCUGGUGUGGACAAUGUCUCCAUAGAAAAGGCAGAAGAAAAAUACCUAAAAGGACGCUGUAUAAGUAACAGGGAAACACAGGAGUUCGACUUGAUGAUUGAGCGUCUCAUUUCUCUAAAAUCCCAUAGCACUUUCUCCAUUUCAGCAGAUGCCUGAGUGGACUUUAUUGGACUGAUCAUAAAUCUUGACAUAAUAAAACAUAAUGGACAUUCAAUGCUUUUGAUUAAUGUGAAAGACAUCAAUCAAGCAUCAAAUCACACCUUCACUACAGUACCUUAUAAGUUGUUUGAAUGUUUGCUUGAACAUGAGUACAUUUUUAUCACUGCUGUGUAUUACAUUAAUUGAUCAUUGCAUAAUAAGUGUUCAUGACACUUACUGUAUACUUCAACUGUACAUUUUCUGACCACACUAACAUUGUUAGACACUAACAAAAAGUCCUGAAAGAUUUAAUUUUAAGCGCACAAAUAAGUUUGUGAGUAAUAUGUUGUGUUUACACCAGCAAAGGUUCUAUGGUUGCAAAAAUGAAAACGGACAUGAGGAAAGAGAUUAUACCCAAAUAUAUACAACACCCAAAAUAUUUUGCUUUUUAAGUACCCCUGUUCUUGCUUCCAGUUUCAAACAUGUGACUCACAGGAAAGAAACUUCAUAGAUUCCAAUUUUAGAGAAUAGUUUGUAAAUUUAUUUGUACAAUGAUCAAUUUUUAUUUUAAAAAACACAAUUGUACAGUGUUUCUGAGUACCACUAGAUGGUGACCGCAUCCAUCUUCUAUGCCGCUUAUGCUCACUAGGGUCGUGGGUAUGCUGGAGCCUAUCCCAGCUGACUUUGGGCGAGAGGCAAGGGACUGGUCGCCGGCCAAUCACAGGACACAUAUACACAACCAACCAUUCACUCUCACACUCAUACCUAUGGACAACUUAGACUUGCCAAUUAACCUAACACAAGUGUUUUUGGAAUGUGGGAGGAAACCGGAGUACCCGGAGAAAACCCACGCACGAUUAGAACAUGCAAACUCCACGCAAAAAUGCCCGACGGAGAUUAGAUCUUCAUGAUCUCCUGACUGUGUGUCCAACAUGCUAACCAUUAGACCACCGUGCGGCCUCAAAAUAAAUUCAUUUUGCGAAAAGGUUUGAGUAAGACAUUUUUAUGUAUUUUCUCAAGCUCUUAUGCGAUACAUUUGGAUGAA